Molecule: messenger RNA, 775 nt
Organism: Ciona intestinalis (vase tunicate)
Lineage: Eukaryota; Metazoa; Chordata; Ascidiacea; Phlebobranchia; Cionidae
Source: RefSeq, a predicted model, not a curated record
AUGAACGGUUAUCCGUACGGAUAUGAUGUAGGGGGAACCCCCAGCUCCCGUGGACCCCACCCCCCACGUACGGCCUCACGAAGCCGUAAGAGAGUCGCUUCAGCUCAGUUAUCUCAGAUGAGUUUGAGGUCCCGACAUACCUUAAUGGAAGGGCCACCAGCGAAACAAUCCGAUAUUUGCCAGCGUGGUCACUACUCUGACAUCAUCAAUCCUGGUGCUGAUGAAAACUUAGGGAAUCUACUUAAUGGACCAGAAGUUCAACAGGAUUUGCUUUACAAAAGUUUGAAGAAGGAACAUCUUCCUUCAGUAACCACCUUUAACACACCGGAUGAAACAACUUACAACUCACUUGUUCAACGACAGCAGUUUGGACCAACCACUGAGUUGACAACCAAGACUGACUUCCCAACCCAAGCUUGGCAACCAAAAGUUCAAACUCCAUUCUACGUUCCUCCUGGUGACCCACCACGAAAGAUUGAGAUUGAAAGGGGUAAGCGAAUCUACAGCAAGCAACGUCUCUCCCAUCUCUUAACCAUGGAAGGGAUAGACAGCAACAAACUGAUGCCUAAGCAUUACCCCGACUCACAUAAGGUACAACUCAACAAAUCCCCGGACCCAGCUCCCUUUCCUGCGUUUCUACCGCUUGAGAUAUUCGAUAACACUGAAUACGAUUGUCGCACCCCAGAUGAAUGGUUGGGGUUGGGUGUGGAGGACGGGGUUAGGAAACCUGUGCCUGCUAAAGCAUUGUUACCAACAGAGGAUAAAUUGGAUAAAG